Messenger RNA from Colias croceus (clouded yellow), 3004 nucleotides. RefSeq names its product coiled-coil and C2 domain-containing protein 1-like (gene l(2)gd1). Bases 150 to 2525 code for a protein of 791 amino acids. The record is from RefSeq and is a predicted model, not a curated record. Gene Ontology annotation, biological process: regulation of transcription by RNA polymerase II. NCBI's taxonomy places the organism in Eukaryota, Metazoa, Arthropoda, Insecta, Lepidoptera, Pieridae. Gene Ontology annotation, cellular component: nucleus. Gene Ontology annotation, molecular function: RNA polymerase II cis-regulatory region sequence-specific DNA binding; DNA-binding transcription repressor activity, RNA polymerase II-specific. The transcript has 15 exons.
UGUGAAGUUGAUCUUUGAUGUUAUUUUCUUUGUCACAAAUAUUUUAUAAUAAAAACAAACCGAUAAUUGAUAUCCUAGCAUCUAUAUUGUAUUCAAUUUAAAUGAGGACUGUAUUUAAUAAGACAGAAAGGUACUAAUACAACAAGAAAAUGUCGAGGAAACCUAAUUCCGGAAAAAGAGGCAAUUUGUCGCAAUUUGGCCUCAUAGACAUGCCAGAUUUAGACGAUGAGCCAAUGGAUUUAUCUGAUGACGAUGGAGACCUAGAAGCGGAGUUAGCUGCGAUCACUGGUGGUGGUGGCAAGAGGAGCAAGCCGAAGAAACCAGCUGCGGUGGCACCAGCUGACCUGGAUGCUAUGAUUGCUGCUAGCUUGAGGGAUGUGCCUUCUGAUGAUGAGGGAUCUGGUGAUGAUGACGACCCAGACUUACUUAACGAACUACAAGAGCUGGCUCUUGAUGAUGAAGCUCCCCGACUCAGCAGGCCAGCUCCCCCACCACCAGGAGCUGUUAGUGCAGAAAACAGUACCGUCAGUUUGUUGCAAGAGAGGAUAUCUAAUUAUACUAUAGCCGAGAAGGCUGCUAAGGAUAGUGGCGAAAGUAGUAGGGCUAGACGUUUCGGCCGCGGCCUGAAAACCCUGAACGACUUACUAAAACAAGCGAAAGCUGGCCGUCCGAUCAACGACGAAGACAUACCUCCCGCUGUCAGUGUUGGCAAGCCAGCUGCACCUGUUGCACCAUCAGCCCCUCCAGAUGUAGUUCCAUCAACUCCAGAACCAGUUCCUCAGCCACCAGCUCGAAGGGCCCCAGCUCCUCCACCGCGUGCGGAAUCCCUGGAGAAGAGACCAGCAACACCGCCUGAGCCGAAGGAACCGCCACCACAGUUGCCGACGGAGCCUGUAGAUCCAGCUAAGGAGGAGGGAUUGAGGUUUAUUUUAAAACGCAAAGAAGAGUUCAAAGCGGCAGCUCUAGCCAGCAAGCACGCCGGUGACAAGACCAUGGCGCUCGAAUACUUGAAAGUUGUGAAACAAUUCGAUAUAGUUGUUCAAGCUUUCCAAUCUGGUGAAGCCAUGGACCUGAACGAGCUGCCCACCCCCGAGGCUAUCGCUGCUGCUGUACGGGCGCAGACCAGUGAGGAACAAGUGCAGAAUUCUGCUGAACCAACCCCAGCUCCAGUUUCUGAAGGGACACUCAUCACAGCGUCCACUGUAGAUGAAGCGUUGAGGCAGAGACUUGCAGCUUUUCAGGAACAAGAAGCAAAAGCCAAAGAACAAGGCAAUUCCUCAAAGGCCCGUCGUAUGGGGCGUAUAGUGAAACAGUAUCAAGACGCAAUCAAGUUGCACGCUGCGGGCAAACCUCUGCCCCUGGAUGAACUGCCCACACCGAACGGAUUUGCCCCUAUACCUGGAGAGCAACAAAGCCCCAAACCAGCCCCAAGUCCCGCUAGCCCCCGAAGUCCCGCAGGCCCCGCAAGCCCCAGUGUCCCCGCACCGUCCCCGCGACCGUCCCCACAAUUGUCCCGAAAUGAUAAGCAAUUGUUGCUCUUGAUGCACAGACAGAAGGAGUAUAAGGAAGCGGCUAUAAAUGCUAAGAAGAGCGGUAACAUAGAGCAAGCAAAGGAAUACCUUCGCGCGGCGAAAGGGUUCGAUUCCUUGAUAGAAGCGACAAAGGGUGGUCUGCCCGUUGACUUGAAAUCUAUCCCUCUACCGCCUAAGGCUAAGAAACAAAUUGAGGAGACUUUCGACAUAGUAGCAGCCGAAGAUUGCGACCCGAGAGAAGAUUCCCUCAUUACCAGCGACGGUGAUGACGUCAUGUCGCGGUUACACGCACAACUAACCCGCCAACUGAAACUGUGCGUGACUAACCGUGACCAUUACCGCGCUAUGGGCAAUAUAGCGGAGAGCAACCGCUUUGAGCACAUGGCGGUUAGCGUGAAGCAGGAUUUGGAUGUGGUUGCGGUUGCUAAAAAUCUGAACCAACCGCCACCCACGUUCCACUACGAGGGCCGUCAGUUCGCGAUAGUGCAGUGCAACAGCGACCUUAACGAGAACGACUUAGAGCUCACAAUCGUGCGCGGUAUCGCGUACAAUGUGCCCAACCCCAGGGAGGUGGAUACAUAUGUGAAAUUCGAGUUUCCUUUCCCGCAGGACGCGCCGGCAAGUGAGCGCACAGCACUCGUGAAGGACACGAACAGUCCGCAGUACGACGCGACGUUCGUUCUGCCCAUACAGCGGCAGGCGAGGGCUUGUCUGCGUGUUUUCAAGCGGCACGGUGUCAAAUUUGAAGUUUAUUCUAGAGGGUGUAACCUGUUGUGUUGCAGUGGCUGGUUCAGCAAGGACACGAUGUUGGGCGCAGUUUCAGUGAAAUUGGCGCCGCUUGAAACGCAAGUCACGUUGCAUGAGGCUUAUCCGUUAAUGGACGGCCGUCGUCCAGCGGGCGGCUCGCUCGAAGUGCGCAUGCGUGUGCGCACACCACUAUUGCAACAGCAGAUAGAACAUACCAAACACCGCUGGCUUGUUAUCGAUAAUUGAUAAAUAAAUAAUAUCGAUGUUUUCAAACUACCCUCAUUGGCGUAUGAUAAAUAAAUAUACUCAUAAUCGUUAAAAAAUUGUCCGAAGCAAAACUCUGCUGAUGCGUGUAUUGGGCAGAGUUUUUGCAUGAGCGAAUUCAAUGAAAUUUGAACGUUAUUGCUGCGAUAUAAAGUGUUAAUUUCAAUGAACGUUUUAUGUAACGCUGGGUCAUUUUUGGCGACUUUUAGGGGCGAUUGUGUCUAGUUGUUUAUAGUACUUUAAUGAAUUUAUGUUUAUCUGGAAAAGAAGAAAGGUUUGUUCGUUUAGGAACCUUUUAAAGAUAAUGAGUGAAGUUUUAUUCUUCUAUGCAAUACGAGCUUUUUUGUAAACUUAUUAUUUUAUAGAAUUGCAUUUAAAUGAUAUUCAUCGAUCGACGUUUAACUUAAUCAAAUCGUAUCGAGUAGUAAUUAAAACUGUGUUUUUCUGUAAAAAUUCAAAAU